AUGAAUGCUAGAACGAUGUCUUCAUCGUCAUUUUCUAUGAAGCGGCGGCGUCCGCCGUCCAGUUCACCAUCGCCAGCUUCUGCCUCGCCUUCUACGCGCGGUGGCUCCGUAUCAUGUGCGGAACUGCCUCCUGCGUUCAACUCUUCAUCGGGUUGCGCUGCGUCGAAGCCCGAGCCUGCUGAGCUUUACCGGAAGGACCUGAUUUCUGCUAUGAAAUUGCCAGACAAUGAGCCACUUGCUCCGGAUGAAUAUUAUUUCGUCCAAGAUUCUUGGAAACAGGAAUGGGAAAGAGGUGUUCAGUGGCCUGUGAAUCCGGAUUAUCUUCCUGAAGCUCAAGUGAAAAUUGUUGAAUCUGCUGGAAGUUCCCGAGGGGACUUCAAGCCCCCAAAAAAUAGGUACAUUCAUCUACGGGACGAUGACCAGUUUUCUCCGUCGCGGCAUUACUUGUCGAAAGCCGCUGUUAAAGCGAACAAAGUAUGCAAAUAUGAUUUAGACGAAAUUGACUUGCAGUGGAUAAGCCUAUUGAAUCGGAAAAUCGAAAUAUAUGGUCUAUCCCCCGUUUCCGAAUCAAAACUGGAACGGGUCAUCGAAGCGCUAGAAAUCUCAGCCCAUCGAUCUAUACGGCGGAAAGUGGAAGCCGAGAUUGAGAACCUGGACUAUCUUCCUCCUGAACUUAGUCUAGCCUUGCCCGUGUGUGAUGUUUGCCGAUGCUCCGAUUCGGAGUCCGGAAAUGAACUCGUGACGUGCUCGAGAUGUCGAGUGUGUGUGCAUCAAGCGUGUUACGGGAUUUUGAACAGUGUACGUAAUAAGGACUGGUUGUGUAAACCUUGUUCGCAAGGAGUGAAAGAGCCAGAAUGUUUAUUAUGCACUACUCGCGGAUGUGGUGCUAUGAAAACUACGAAAUCUGGACAACAUUGGGCACACGUCAGCUGCGCUUUCUGGAUUCCCGAAGCUUCUUUUGGGUGCUUCGAUAAAAUGGAGCCGAUCACGAAAAUCACCGCGAUUCCUCCAUCUCGAUGGUCUCUAACCUGCGGGUUAUGCGGAAAGCAGCAAGGAGCUUGUAUUACCUGCUCUGUAUCUACUUGUAAAGCGGCGUAUCACGUCACUUGUGGCUUUCGACACAGUCUUGAAAUGCGGGUCGCGUUUUUAGAUGAGUCGAACAAUCAGGCAAAGCUCAAGUCCUACUGCCAGAAGCACAGCAUGAAGAAAGAGUGCGUUUCUGAUGGCGAAUUCGAUCAGCCUGACGUUAAAAAACGUAGACGAGAGCUAACGGAUGAGCAAAAAGAACAAGCUCGAGCAUUGCGCAUGCAACAACUGGAGGCGGAGUUCUUCAAGUAUGUAGACCAGGUUACAGUAGCUGACUCCGUGGGCCUAGAACCAGUGAUCGUCGAUCUCGUGUACAACUAUUGGUUACUGAAGCGUCGGACGAAUUUUAACAAGCCGCUGAUAGCCGCCAAGUUCCGCGACACGGACUUGAAUGGACACAUUGGUCGCAAGAAACAUCACAAAAGCCCCGCAUCUGAUGAGCAGCGUGCCCGAUUGCGCGUAAUCUUGCAUUUACGACAAGACUUGGAGCGGGUGCGCAAUUUAUGUUACAUGGUGAGCCGUCGGGAAAAGUUAGUGCGAGCUUUCUUCAAAACUCGGGAACAAACUUUCGUGAAGCAAGCUCACGUGCUUAGAGCAGCAAAAAUGCUCUCUUCCUCUUCUCCGAAUUCGUCGCAAGCCAAAGAAGAUAGUGCGCAUUUUCUUGACGAAGCUGCAGUGGAAGCAGUUAUACAAGCGAAUCAUGGUCCGUCUAUAUAUGACACCGCCUUCUCGCACGAGAACGCGCGAAUGUGUCGGCCAGAGGAGUUCGAAACACUUUUGGCCCGGAUAAGUGGUAGCAAAAUGUCUCAAAAUGGACAUUUCACGCCAGGGUUGAAAGAUCUCAAUGGGGUUUCGCGAGAUGUCGGGAGCGGUGGCUUCUUGCUCGACAAUCCUUAUCGCAGAACGUAUUUGAACAGUGCCGAACGUCGCCGACUCGGUUUAUCAUCCCGGUCUGCGUCCUCAGAAUCCGCCUCAGGGUCCUCGACGGCAGCUUCAUCCGCAUGCUCGUCCUCCGCCUCAGCUUCGGAAGAUGAAGAUGACAAGACCAAGACGCGGAAGAAAUCUCCUGGUGCUGCAUUCGACAUGAAGAGCGAAAAUCACGUCAAGGCGCCACCAAUAUACACCGACUCUGAAGAUGAACGUGAUGUGAAACUCUUGCGUGACGCCGGAAACAAAGAAAGUGGGCCGGACAUGAGUUCUGAUGUUGGUUCGUCUAAAUCGAGGCGUCCGUGGUCGAAGACUGCAGGAAAAUCGUUACCGGAAAAAGUCUCCAAAGAAAAUUUGGAACCGAGUGCAGGCGCAGCAAAGGUCGGCAGAAAACGCGUGACGAAAGCCCAGUUGCACUCCACAACGGAAAUGGAGAUUUCGAGCUUAGAGGAGGCUGGCUCUCCGGAGCGUGCGUCAAAGAAAACGAAGAAGUUCACCAAAACCCGAGGGAAGAAGGGUGCUGCAGCUUCGUCGGGUGAUGAAGAUGAAAACAUGAACUCGGUGACCAAGGAAAAAACGGAAACGGGGGAAAAGAGGAAUCGUUUUUUAGGGAGAGGCAGGCCUCGGAAGUCCGCUGCGACGAAGAGCGUCGAAAGCAAGGACAGCAAGAAAAACUUGAAUCAAGCCGCAUCCGGGGCUGGGAGCCGAAACGAUCUCGUACCAAAAGCGGCAUUAGAAACGUCGGAGACAUUAGGAGGUGCUGGAAUCUUGUCCUACGUUCCGCAGCGCCGUGCGGCAAGAAAAGCAGCUGAAAACAUCACCGAUAUUUCAAAGUCGAAAGACAUGAUCGAAGAGAUGCUUUUGAGAGAAGUUACUGGUGAAGGGGAGCGACGUCAGAAAAGUGUCGUUGGUGAUACUGGUUCGGGUGCGAAAAGAGCGUCAAAGUCGGGAAAACGGAAAGACAAGAAAUCCAUCUUCUCUGCGUCAGAUGAUUCGGACCUUGAUACUCCCGCUCUCCUUCGAGUUUCUAGUGGAACAGAAAGGUUGAUGACGAAAGAAGAAAAGGAUGCCGAGUUUGACCGAUUGUUGGGCGAAGCAGCUGGGCGGUCUGAAGACAAAAUCACUGCCGGACCGUCGGAUACGAAGCUGAAAACUUCGGAAGGGCGGUCUGGCAGGGAGGAGCCUGGGCCGCCUAGUGCCUCGAAGACCACUUCACGCAAGGCUCGUCAGUCAAAGAAGCGCAACAAGGACGUCGUGCCUGACAACUCUACCUCGAAGCCUGAGCAGUGGAAACGACUCGGCGCCGAAACCGAGCGGCUCGGUGUCACUAAGCCUGGCACUGGUGCGAGUUGGCAGAAGCCUAGGAAACGAGUCUCGUCCGGCAGCUCCGCUUCAGGUACAUCUGCCGGUUCCGGUUCGUCCAGUGGUUCUUCCUCGGAUUCAUCAUCCAGAUCCUCGUCCUCCUCAUCUGGAACUUCCUCGUCUUCCUCGGGCUCCUCUUCAUCCUCGUCAUCGGAAGCGAGUGAUACUGAAACCAAGACCAGUACAAAGGAGCAGACAAAGAGGGAGCGUGCUUCUGGUUCCCCGGCGAAAUCUGCGGUUGCUGUCGAAUCAGCGCCUGUUGAGAUUGCCAAGGAAAAUCCCGUUGUCGCUGAACCCGAGAUCAUCAGUCCGCCGACUCCAGAAGUGGCAUUGAUCAUUGAACCCGAAAAGACCCCCGAACCUGGUGAUACUAUCCCUGUGGUACCAGAAGCAGCUGAAUUGUGUGCGAUCAAGUCUCCCGAAAAGACAAAGAAAGAUGACAGUAGUGAGUCGAGUUCUUCAUCUGGAGAAUCGUCAUCUUCGGAUUCGUCUUCUUCGGGCGAUUCUUCGUCAUCGGAGGAUGAAAAGGAGGAAGAGACGAAAGAGCCUGAAGACGUACCGUUAAGUGAGACUGUGAUACAGCCGGAAGCAUCAAAGGAGACUGUGCUUGUCGAGGAGGUGGAAGAGGGCGAGUGUUUGGCGUUCGCUUCAGAAUCAGUUCCUGAAGUCGAAAAGGUGCCGUCUCCCGCGGCUGCUGCCGUUGUCGACAUUGUGUUGGAGCCCAGCGCAGUCGCUGAUGCAGAACCUCAAGCCGCUACUUCCAUUUUUGAACUGGACGAAGAAGACGCAUCUGUGCCCUCUUCGGCGUUGUCGUUCUUGCCACCACCGACGUUUGCAUUUGACGGCGAACCUGCGGCGUCAUCGCAAGAAACCAUGGAUCUCGUGAAGCGUCUGCGUCAAAACUAUGCCACCCAAGGUGCUCCUAGUGCUAAUCAGAAGGCAGCGGAAGAUGUCGAAGACGUUGGCAACGUCCUUGAAGGCAUCGUGGAAUCUCAGGAAUCGCAACCUUCCAAUUCGAGUGUUGCGCUGGAGGAGGAAGUGGCUAGCUUCGUGCAAGCCAACAGUGCUCAGUUUUCGAAAUGGAUUGAAACUGUUGUGACGAAAACGUUGCCACCUAGUGAUCAUCUCGGUUUCGUGUUCCCUAUGCACGGGCCCGAGGCGGAUCUGUCCAUGGACCCGUCACAAGCGGCCGUCAUGCUGCCAGAUGCAUUGUCUGAGCCCGCGGCGCCGUUGCCUCCGUUACCGGGACUCGAUUCCUCUGCGUUCGACCAGAAUCUGGUUCCAGAUUUGGCUUCAACACCAGCGCAGUCGCUCUUGUCACCACCACAAAUGCCUUUCUCAACGCUCGUCGGCCAGUUGCCUCCGUUAGUGACGAAUGCCUUGCCGACGCUGUCUUCGUCGAAUGCUCUGCCGCCUGUUGCCUUACCACUGAUGGCCACUUCUGGACCCUUGACGCCUGUGAUUAGUGCCUUGCCAAAUCCACUCGAGGUGAACGAGCAUGUCUCUGCUUUGGAGUUGCAUCAGCCUCCAUUACCGCAACUGAUUGAGGGAGACCUGCAGCCGCCUGUGAUGAUGACGGUGCAACCAGAGGUGAUUUCUGUACCGAGUCAGGAUCAGCAGCUUCCGUUGCCUGACCAGUGUUUGCCUGGGUUCCAUGAUCAGAGUUUGCAUUCCUUCCCGGAUUGCGGCAACGGCAACCAGCAGACAAAAUGGAAACCACUGGCUCCAGCAGCAGAAAUUCCUUUGGAGCCCGCAAAACCGUUGUUUGCAGACCUGGACGAUCAGCGAAAGCCAUCUCCACAACCUCUGCCGGUUCUCGAACAUCCCCAACAACUUCCGUACCUUCAGAGCAACGUGCACCAUCAUCGUGGAGAAACGGAAAGUUUGCUGGUGAAGAAAUCGCCGAUCGUGAGACUAACCGAAAAGUCCCCAGUGUCCCUAUUCCCCGAAAAGGAAAACGUGGACGCUGCAGUGACAGCUGCUCAGGCUCUUGGACCUACGCUGCCUGAAGCGCCGUCAUUGAUCCAGGUGACAAAAGCAGCGUCUGGCAAGACGCCACGGGCUCAGCGUUCGGUUUCACGCGAGAUUUUACAGCAUCGUCGCGAGAUCAAAGAGCGCAAAAGCACGCUGGCUCCUUCGCGUGUUGCCAUUUUCAAUCCGAACGCGCAAAGUGUGGCUAAACGAGGACGACCGCCAUCUAUGUCCAUCCCACCAGCUUCAUCAUCUUCAGCAUCCCCGGCGUGGCAAGAAAAACGAACGCCACCGAACAAAACCCCGAAAAGUUUGCUGGGGAGUGUCUACGAGUUCGAUGAAGACGAUGAGUUUGGAGCUGCUCCUACGAAGCGCGUGGACAAGAUUGUCGUGAUGGAAGAUGCGCAGAAGAGCAGGAGGAAGAGGAACGCUGGUGGCCAUCGAACAAACAUGCGGCGGAAUCGCGGCGAGCAGAGUUCGAGCGAGAAAAAGAAGCGUAGCCCACGAAGGAAGCCCGUUGCAUCACCGAUUACUUCUCAACGAGAAAGCAUAGAAUUGGAGCCUGAAAUUUUCAUCCCGAAAGCGAGUCCGGCAGCGGUCGUCUUGCAGUCUCCGAGGAUUGUAAUCGUGGAACCGAAACCUCCUGCUGUGCCGGAGCUGGAUGCCGAUGCGUUGUUCGAGCAGCUUCAGCAACAACAACAACAACAACAGAGACCUCUGCACGAUAAUAAAUUCAGUCCUAGAGUGCCAGCAGCUCAAGCAGAAGUUCCGUCUGUAUCGAUGCAGGAUGAAUCAGCGAGAGUCGAUUCAUUCAAUGGGCCCUGCACAAGCGGAGUUCCAGAAGCUACGUACAAGUCCCCUCUUGCCUCGGAAACGGGGGCAGCAUUUGACGAGACCAUUGCUUCGACCGAAAUACCAGAUGUGCCACCUGGAAUCGUUCCUGUUCAAGGAGUUCCUGCGACGUCGUCAAAGUCAGCCGCCGAUUCAGUUCAUGGAAUCGUGGGUUUCUCACCGAGAUCAACGCAACCCGUGUCCGUUGUACCGCUGACCUCAUUCGCAUCAACUUUCGCCGCGUCCAGUCAGCAGAUUUCGGCGAAUAGCGUCGCGCAGCUCGAUAGUUGGCAGAAAACCGCCGAAGCGUUUGCGGCCGAAGCGAAGUUCUUUUCUAGGCCUAGCGAGGACGUUAAAUCUGAUGACUCAUCACGGAAUCAGCUGAAGGUGAAGAUCAAAGGUCCAUUUCGGGAUGCGAAGUAUUCUCCUCAAUUGUCGGGUGCGUCCGGUGCCGGUCCGGGUUUACCAGUCGACGGUCCUGCUGCCAUGUUGGACCCGAGUGCGUUUUUCGAUCCGGUGUCGAUGAUUUCUGGGGCCUUCAAGAACCGCGUCGAACCCAUGCCGGAGUUCAGUGUCCCGCUGAGUUCUCAGUCCGAUAUCCCGCCGUCUAUUCCACAGCCGGUUUUGCCUCCCCUCACACCUUUCAAUCCGCACGAUGCGUCGCAGACGUCGUCCACUGUCGCCUCAUCGUUGCGUCGCAUGCGAAAGAAGGAAAUUAUCCGGGAAUAUUGUGCCCAGGAAGAUCCGCCGGUUUCAUUUUCCUCGAUGCCCAUGAAUUCGCAGUCUGCGUCUUUGAACGCUUCCAGUGGCGGGUUGUCCAGUUUGACGUAUCGUCCUUCUUCGAUGCCAGGGCUGAUCUCACGAGGAAAUGUGUCGCAGUUCCGUCAAAGCAAGGCUUCUGGGCCUGCUCCACUCGGACCGCGAAUACCAAAAGCCGUUGCCUCCAUGGCCAUGCUGCCAACGCAGAACGAUUAUCGAGAUUUUGUGUCGUGUCCGUCGUCGCCUCCGUUCCAACCACCGUUUCCUGAAUCUCUCAUGUUUCCUUUCGAACCCCCGCCGGUGCCGACUGGGAAAGGAAAGAAGAAACGGCGGAAGGGAAGAGGCGGCGGUGGUGGUGUUGGAGCAACUUCAGCAAGUGCCAGUUCUUCUGCUGGAAAGAAACGGCCGAGACGCGGUGGUGUUUCAGCGCGGGAGUUGGCGAGCCUCGGUUGGACAAUCAAAGACAAGGAAGAUCCAAUCCCACCACCGGGUUUGUCUCUUACCCUGCCUCUACCGAUUGUGCCCGAAGCCGCGGAGAAGGUGGAAGAAAAGGUGACGCGUGCGAGACAAAACAAGCAGAUACCGUGUUCAAAUCCCGUGGUUGUUCUGACGAACGUGGACCCAACUUCCGUCAUUGGGAAAAAGCUCAAGACGAACCCGGAACUCGGAGAGCAGUUUACGCCAAAGGCCCCGCCAAAGAUUCGAAUCAACUUAUCCAAGAACGAAAGUUUCCAAUUCACCGAUACGCCGGAGGACAGGGAUUCGCACGAGGCAUGUGACCCACUCGCGUUCACGGAAGAAGAUGCCAAAACCUCAUUCCAAAACGGGCCCGCUGAUGAUAUUUCCGCAUUGCGUCGAGUCCGUCCUGGUAAACCGCUCAAGAAACGCAUCUCGGACGAAGGAGACACGCGGAACGGCAUGUCUAUAAAGAUCCGCGAGGAAAACAUGAAGUUCCGCGACAAGAUCGAAGCAUCUUUCCCGCGGCAAGCCAACGGGACUGCGGAAGGGUCGGGAAAGAAGAGCAAAAAGUCCAAGUCGAAGAAAAGCUCCACCGGUCCUCGGUUGAUUUUGAAAUUGGGCGGUCGAUUGGUGAAUAGUGACAUCCCGAGAACAGUGCCGAUUCCACCGGAGCCCACGUCCCUGUGUUUGCCGCCAGUUGUUCCAAAACUUAAACUAAAGUUGUCGAAGGACCCCGCUGGGGGUUACGUGACGUCGACGUCACAAGCCGCACCGCAAAUAGUCGACAACGGCGAGGCUCGGUGAUGCGAACUUCAUUCCUAAGCGUUAGCAGCAAUUUUUCCCCCACUGAUGUGUGUUUCUUCCUUCGAUUCUCGGUUCACAUCUGUCCGCUUGGAUUUUUUUUUUCAGCCCAAGGAUACUGAGGAGUAGAACGUGAGCAGCUUUGAAUCUUGUUGGGCCUCAUGACCAAAGUUCUUUGUACUUUUGACUCCAGCGUGUAACUUUUCAGCAGUGACAUGGCGGUCAUUUCGCCAGAAUCGCGUAGACCUCAACAUCGACGAUAUUAUCCGUUUGGACUUGCAUUUUUGUGCGAUUUUGUUGUAUUAUCAUCAUUACCCUCGUUAGAAAUCAAGCGUUUCUCAUAAACUGUUCGUAAGUGUUCUUGAAUCAGAAUUACGUUGAUGCAAAAACAAAAAGGGUUCCGUGGCGUAAUUCAAGAUAUGUAUGUACCUUUUAAAGUUAUCCGACGAAUAAUGUCGAACUGCGUAAUUGGCUGUUUCGGUUGUAGAAUUUGUGCUGCAGAAGACCGUAUUAAUGUCCUUGUAAGUGUAGUGGUAACCAAUGGCGCGGUUUUCGAGCAAUAUCUCGCAGUAAGAAAAAAGGCUACAUCUUUCAGAAUUUUGACUAAUCAUCAUAACCAAAAGUUCGUUGGCAAUGUAUAAUCGAUUUAAGCAUUUAUGUAUCCCCAGUUGUCACUUUCACAUAGCAAUGGCUACGGUCUUAUUUGCUCAAACUCGUGGCUAGGACGAGAGAGUGUACCGAUUGAAGUUUCCAGCUACUGUGAACUUUGUGUUGUUUCUUCUUUCCGUUCCGCGCCGCGGGACGUUAGGAAAAUAUGUUUCGUGGUCGCGCGAUCGAAUGUGGAAGCGAAGUUUUGUCAAGUAUUAGCGAAAUAUGGAAUUAGUGUUUCAAUUGUGGGGAAUCGAAGCUCGGAGUAUUUUUUUAUUCAGAUUUUUUUGUUCGAAUUUGUGAUUAAGUUGGGUUCCGAGCAUCAGUGAAGCGCGCAUGGCCGUCGGGACAGUCCGGCGAAACUGUUAUUCGUAUUUUGGAUCGAGAUUCUGUUCAUUUAUUUAAUUUUGUAAAAGCCGGGGAGAGAUUCGGUUCGCUUCGUGUUUAUUUUUUGGUUUUCCGUAGUCGUCGCGAGUGACGAAUGUUGUGACGGUUUCCCUUGGUGGGGACGCGCUACGCAGCAAAUCAGCAGAGUGUUUGACAGGAGUACGUGUUAUAAAUACCCAGUUCGUGACUUGGCUUCAAGGUUUUUUGCGAGGAAUUAAAUCAAACGUGCGUUUCCCGGCGGAAUUUUUGCGGUGUGUUUGUUACGAUUUGAAAAGUACCUGAACAAAUGUCCUGUUUCCCCGGGGUUCGGCCAUUUUGAUGCUUGUGAAUCCUCGCGCUGACCCUAGCGAAGUUUUUUUUUUUUUUUUAUGGGAAGGAACAAUAUUGAAGAGCGUGACGAGAGUGGAUGAGAAUUACCUCUCACACUGUGAUAUAACGGGUCUUCAAAUCGACGUUUCCUUCUUGUUCUUCUUCAUGAUGAUGAUGAUGAUGAGCCCGUUGGCUCAAGUCGGACGGCGAAAAGGGCCACUAAGCUUUUUUGAUUUCGUUUUGAUUCUUCCCUUCGCAAGGGCGGGUUCAUUUUGUGCGCGGAGCAUAUGAGUGAACUGUGGUUGGUUGCCAGGUAACGUUGCCGCUCUCUCCCCGAUCCGGUUUGUUUCCUCUCGACCGCAUAAUCUCGCAUGAGAAUUAAUAAAAAUUGAGGUGAACUCCAGCAAA
This is a messenger RNA of Notodromas monacha, 9948 nucleotides long. The record is from the annotation of a GenBank genome assembly. NCBI's taxonomy places the organism in Eukaryota, Metazoa, Arthropoda, Ostracoda, Podocopida, Cyprididae.